UUCUCUCUCUCUCUCGUUUCUUGUUUUCUUAUUGUUCACUUCUCUGAUGGCGAUUACGCCUUCUCUCCCCCUCUCUCUAUAUAAAUAUAAAUUCAUUCACAAUUAUAUUCCCUUUUCAAAACCACACGUUUCCAUCUCUUGUAAAGAAAGAAGUAGGUUUUUUUGACACAUAAUAUUAUCAUUCGAUUGCAAGGAAAAUGGGGAUUGACGAGCAGGUUCAGAAAAUGCAGAUGCGCCAGAACUAUAGGAACUUCUGGCACACCGAUCUCAUGAGCACUGUCGUUGCCGAUACCCCUUUUUGCUGUUUCGCACUACUGUGUGGGCCAUGUGUUUCAUACAUGCUGCGGAGACGGGCUCUUUACAAUGAUAUGUCAAGGUACAUCUGCUGUGCUGGCUAUGUUCCAUGCAGUGGCAGGUGUGGUGAGAGUAACUGCCCGGAACUCUGCCUCUGCACUGAGGUCUUCUGUUGCUUUGCAAAUUCAGUAGCCUCAACACGCUUUCUUUUGCAAGAUGAGUUCAACAUACAGACUACACAAUGUGACAAUUGCAUUAUUGGAUUCAUGAUGUGCCUGCAGCAGUUGGCGUGUAUAUGUUCUUUAGUUGCUUGCAUAACAGGAAGCGAUGAAAUUGGAGACCUUGCCAAUGUGUUGUCUUGUUUGGCUGACUUGGUUUUUUGCUCGGUGUGCCCAUGCAUUCAGACACAGCACAAGAUUGAAAUGGAUAAAAGAGAUGGUAAGUUUGGGCAACAGCCAGUUAUGGCCGUGCCUCAGGUGCAGCAAAUGUCACGCAUUGAUCAGCCAAUUCCUCCACCCAUAGGCUAUCCACCUCAACCAGCAUAUGGUCAACCUCCACCCCCUUAUGCUCAAGGUUAUCCUCCUGCUGGGUACCCUCCACCUCAAUAUCCUCCACCUGGCGCUUAUCCUCCUUCUGGCUACCCCAAGUGAACUGGACUCUUCCACUGAAGAGAAAGUAAUGUUGCAUGUGAAGUUCAAAAGAUGCUCAGAUUAUUUCCUCUCGUUGCUCCAUUUAUAGCCAUCAUUUUGCUGGUUUAGCAAUUGUAUUUAAAAUUGCCCAUUAAUCACAUGUGAAUUGCCAUAUGCAUAAAUUCAGAAAAUAGAUAAUUCGAGGGUACAGAAAAUAGGGUGUUCAAUUAGUUUGUGGCUUUCUGUCGUUUAGUAUUGAACUAAGACAAACAUGAAUGUCAAUAAUAUGUAAUGCGACUUUCACUUUUA
Molecule: messenger RNA, 1232 nt
Organism: Ricinus communis (castor bean)
Lineage: Eukaryota; Viridiplantae; Streptophyta; Magnoliopsida; Malpighiales; Euphorbiaceae
Exons: 8
Coding region: 198-944 (248 amino acids)
Source: RefSeq, a predicted model, not a curated record